Messenger RNA from Cryptococcus deneoformans JEC21, 5412 nucleotides. RefSeq names its product ATP-binding cassette (ABC) transporter, putative. Bases 241 to 5205 code for a protein of 1654 amino acids. Gene Ontology annotation, molecular function: ATP binding; ABC-type peptide transporter activity; ATP hydrolysis activity. The transcript is spliced from 34 exons. Gene Ontology annotation, cellular component: membrane; fungal-type vacuole. Lineage: Eukaryota; Fungi; Basidiomycota; Tremellomycetes; Tremellales; Cryptococcaceae. The record is from RefSeq and is a predicted model, not a curated record. Gene Ontology annotation, biological process: transmembrane transport.
CUCGUUUCGUUGUCUGCUUUCGUUGAUUUUUUGGCUCAUUUGUUGUUCUUCUACAAGAAACAAUCGUAGAACUUUGGGGAGCAGUGAAUAUCGUCUAAUACCCCUAUCGUUUAUAUCAAGUCUUCUCCGUCUUCACCUAGAAGGACGAGCGGGUUGACUACAUCAGAUUAAGAGUGCCCCGAAGCGUUGGUGCAUUGCUAUUUCGUCCAUACUAGAGUAGUACAGUGACGCUGGAGCAUCAUGGACGUCUCAAAUAUCAGCCUCCCUUCUCCUUCUCUUAUAUCCACCAUUCGAACUGUCCCUUCUCUCAUCGUGCUGCUUCUCUCCUUGCUCUUCUCGAUUCCGCCUUUUAAGCAACUCGGCAACCGACUUGCUCUCGUUUCCUCCGACUUUGUCACCCUUCGCUCCCUCGUACCUCCUGAACCAGCUACGGCUGCGCAAAAAGCAGACGAACAAGCUCGUCGGCCUAGAGCAUGGAAAGAAUCUGUCCUGGCGGCACUUUCUCUUGCAGAAGCUGCUGCAUGGACCGGUAUCACUGGAUGGAAGACCCUUCAACUUGUUGAUAAAAAUGGCGUGACUUUGAGAGACGCACUGCUCUCUGUUGGCAUGGUGGUGGUAUGGCUUGGGAUCUUUUCGACUUUUGCCUUUCGGCCUCUCACCACCCCUCCAUGGUCAGUUCUCAUUGCCGCCAUCCUUCUGUUUGUGGUAUCAGCAUGGACAGUUGGACAGGCGUGGUACAUUCAGACGAUUACUGGCUUUCUUCCUUCCUGGGCGAGCUCGGGCAGAAUUGCGCUCGAACUUGUGAACGCUGGAGCCACGGCUGGGAUUAUCCUCGUGCUGGGGAGCCUCAAACUAGCGUCUCCAGAGGUCCUUUCGCGACUGCCCCAAGUUGCGCCCGAUGAUAACGUGACUCUCUUCUCUUGGGUGACUUUCAGCUGGGUCGACUCGUUUAUCCGCUAUGGCAACUCCCAAGAGCUGGAGCCCGAGGACCUUCCUCCGCUUUCCAUGACCCAGCAGACGGCAAUCGUUUUUGAAAAGUUCAGGCAGGUCACGACCAGCAAGCUCGUCAACAAACUUUUCGUUGUCAACAAGUUGGAUAUGGCUUUGGAUGCUAGUCUGACCUUGGUCUCGGUCAUCCUCAACUAUGCUGGGCCAUUUUUUCUGAACAGGAUUCUUGAGGGUUUGGAUAUCAGGUCUCGAGAAGCCAUGUCCCGAGCAUACGUCUUUGCUCUUUUCGCGCUUUUCGCUUCCAUCUCCAAGGCACUUGUCGACCUUCUCCACCUUUGGCAUAGUCGUCGAGCCGCCGUCCGAAUCAAGGCCGAGCUCACUGCCGCUGUCUACGACAAGGCCCUUCGACGCAAGGAUGCUUCGGGUAUUGUUUCGAAGACCGGAGCGGAGGGCAAGGAAAAGGAUGGCAAGCAGGAAAAAAUGUCCAAUGCUGACAGUGGCAAGGUCGUCAACCUCAUGUCUGGUGAUACAACCAGGAUUGCCAAUACUGUCAGUGGUGCGUACUUUAUCUACAGCGCUCCUUUCGAAAUCGUCGUUGCCUCCAUCUUCCUUUACAACAUUCUCGGAUGGUCAGCGUUUGCCGGUAUUUUGGUGUUGGUGGUAGCGGCUCCUCUCAACUCCCUCGUUUCCAGCCGCAGUGUGAAGAUCACUCAAGACCUACUCAAGGCUCGAGACAAGCGAAUUGGGGUUAUGAACGAACUCAUCGGCGCCAUCCAAUUCAUCAAGUUCUUUGCUUGGAUCGAACAGUGGAAAGGUCGGGCCGCCGAAGCUCGUUCUAAUGAAAUGAAGCAGAUGAUUCGAUCUCUUAUUAACAACGUCUGGUUCGCAUUGCUUUGGUCUCUUGCUCCUAUUUUGGUCACCCUCGUUUCAUUCUUCUGCUACAUCAUCAUCGAGAAGCGAGACCUUACUGUUUCAGUGGCUUUCACCGCAAUCUCUCUUUUCACAAUGCUUCGUCUUCCACUUAACAUUAUUCCCUCUUAUAUCGUGGUAAUAUUGCAGUCCUUGGUGUCUAUUCAGCGUAUUGAGGACUUCCUGGCUGAAGACGAAGUUCCUGAUUGGGUUUCCUCCCUCAAGCGCUCUGGAACUCAGAAUGACGAAGCCACCAAGAUUGGCUUUGAGAAUGCAUCUUUCAGGUGGAAUACUGGCCAGCAGUCUUCAUCGUCAGAAACCAUCGAACCUAGCAAAGGGAAGCAACCUUCUUUCGAACCUGGUCCACUCGAUGAUAGUGUCCUCACCGACGGCAGCACUGUCGUCGAAGACACCUUUUUCACUUUGUCAGACCUCAAUAUUAAUUUCCCUAUCGGCAAGCUUUCUGUCGUCACCGGUCCUACGGGUUCUGGAAAGACCGCACUUCUCAUUGCUUUGCUCGGCGAGAUGGAACUCCUUAAUGGCCGAUCUUAUUUGCCCAAGAACACUACCCAGGUAGACUCUUCGUCUGGUCUCAGAAACUCGAUCGCAUAUGCCGCACAGACUCCAUGGUUGCAGCAGACUUCGAUCAAGAACAAUAUCCUGUUCGGUGAACCAUUCGAUGAGGAGCGAUAUGAGAUGGUUUUGGAAGCCUGUGCCCUGAACCCCGAUUUGGAUGUUCUUGAAGAUGGCGAUAUGACCGAGAUUGGGGCUAAGGGAGUUUCUUUAAGUGGCGGUCAAAAAGCUCGUGUUGCCCUUGCUCGAGCAGUCUACUCUUACACCCAACAUCUUCUGCUUGAUGACCCUCUUGCUGCUGUCGACUCUCACACUGCCAGGCACUUAACCGACAAAUGUCUCAACGGGCCCAUUUUGAAGGGCCGUACAGUUGUGCUUAUCUCCCACCACGUUGAAUUGCUCCUCCCUUCAACCGAUUAUCUCGUCCGAAUUCUCGAUGGUCGCGUCGACAUUCAAGGAACCUGUCAAGAGUUGCGAGAAAGAGGCGAUCUCGAUGGAAUGGUGGCUUUGGAAGAAGCCGAGCUCCGCAAGGACGUAGGUAAGGGCAAAGGAAAAUCUCAGGAAGAGGAGGUGGUGGAAGGCGAAGAUGCAGAUGUUCAAGAAACCAAGAAAGAGAAGAGGAAGGGUCCUGGAAAAAAGCUCAUUCAAGAUGAAGAGCGCGCCAUCGGCAAUGUCAAGUGGGAAACUUACAAGCUGUACAUUGUGGCAGCUACCUACACCACAUGGGCGUGGACUGUCUUUGUAUUGAUCUUAUCGCAACUCUGCACUGUCGCGGAAAGGUACUGGCUUAAGGUCUGGGGUGAAGCGUACUCAAAACAACGUGUCACGACCCUCUUUACCAUGUUUAAGCCUGCUAUCCACGAUUUGACCAACCAUUACUUUGACAACGAUCUUCACCAGCAUGUGUUGCAGCACAGUGUUCCCAAGAACGUAACUUUCGCUGCUAGUGAACUUGUCUCUGUCGACAUUUCUGGAAUCACAUCUCGUUUCCCCUCUGCUGAAACGGACCCUACUUUCUACCUCGCUGUGUACACUGCCAUUGUUCUUGGAGCGGCUAUGUUGGGUGUUGCCUCCAGCGGUAUUGGAGCCUGGAGUUCUUACAAGGCCGCUGUCACCAUUCACGACCGUCUUUUGGACAGGAUCAUGCGAGCCACUGUGCGAUUCUUCAGCGUCACUCCGCUCGGACGUAUCAUCAACCGUUUCUCUCGAGAUGUCGAGGUUAUUGACUCUAGUCUUAACGGUGCUCUUCGUACAGUGUUGAUUUAUGUCUCCAGUUUGAUUGCUGCCAUUGGUGUGGUCGGUUUCAUCGUCCCGUGGUUUUUAGUUCCCGCUGCUGUCAUCAGUUACCUAUAUUACCAGUAUUCUGUUCUUUACCUUCGAGUUGGCCGAAGUUUGAGGAGGUUGGAAGCCACUCUUCGAUCGCCCAUUUUCUCCGGCUUCGCCGAAUUGCUUGAUGGUGUUAUUUCUGUCCGAGCUUUCUCUGCAGAAGCGCGAUUCAUGGAACAAUUGUGUAAACAGGUUGACCAAACAAACCAAGCAUUCUAUUACUACUGGAUGAUGAACCGCUGGCUCCUCCUCCGAUUCGACGUCCUUGGUGCGAUUUCUGUUGCGUUGACGACUUUGCUGGCUCUCAGCGGAGCCGUUCCUGCAGGUUCCGCCGGUAUGGCGAUCGUCUCAGCUCAGUCAUUCGUCUCCGCUUGUUACUGGGUUUCUCGAUUCUGGGGUCAGCUUGAGAUGGACUUCAACUCUGUAGAGCGUGUGCAGGAGUAUUUGUCUGUUCCUCAGGAGCCUCCUGCUGUCAUCGCCAGUAAUCGGCCGCCUGCAUACUGGCCGGCCAACACAGGUGCUCCUGACUUCCUCAGCGUCCGGGACGUCGAAAUCAAAUACGCCCCCGAUCUUCCUACUGUUUUCAAGGGAUCAUUUGACGUCAAGGCGGGGGAAAAGGUUGGUUUGAUUGGUCGUACAGGAAGUGGAAAGUCGACUUUGGGUAUGAGCUUGUUGAGAUUCACCGACCCCACUUCUGGAAGUAUCUUCUUGGAUGGAAUUGAUAUCACAAAGAUUGGUGUUGAUGACCUGCGCUCCCGCAUUACCUACAUUCCUCAAGAUGCCGUCUUAUUCUCUGGUACUGUUCGGGAGAACCUCGAUCCUUUCACCGAACAUACCGAUGCGGAACUCUACGACGCGCUUGCCAGAGUGAAUCUUGGACCUCAAGGGACCACCCCUUUGGCUAGCCGUGCUCCUAGUCGUGUCGCUUCCAGUCGUCGUCUCGAUGCGAUCGUUGCCGAGGAGUCAACAGCACAGUCAUCUGCAUCAUCCGCCUUUGGUUCUGCUUUUAGUUCAGCCAAUGCCAGAACAACCAUUACCCUCGCUACAGAAGUAUCGGCCGGUGGGAGUAAUUUCUCACAAGGGCAACGACAGUUGGUCGCUAUGGCAAGGGCUUUGUUGAGGAGGUCCAACCUGAUUAUCAUGGAUGAAGCCACUGCAUCUGUGGACUUUGCGACCGACGAAGCCAUUCAAACAGCGAUCCGUUCAGAGUUCAGGGAUUCAACACUGUUGACUAUUGCGCACAGGUUGUCUUCCGUCAUAGAUUAUGACAGGCUUCUUGUUCUUUCAGACGGGGCCGUUGCUGAGUUUGAUACCCCAAUUAAUCUCCUUCGCAAGGAUGGCUCUCUUUUCAAAUCUCUCUGCGAAAAGUCAGGGAAAUACAAAGAGCUUUUCAGAGCUGCUGAGAAGAAGGAGCAAGACGAUCAGAAAAAUAAAAGUGACAGCGGCUAAAUCUUUUUCGAGCUCUUUCCCUUCACUCGUCCUUCGUAGCAAAAAAUCCAGCUUGAAUUAACAAUUCUCUUCCUCAACUCGUCGAAUUAGUAAUUACUUUAAUUAAAACAAAACCUUCUGUAUUUACAUCAUACGUCAUCAUUCGUUACUGAGCGGCAGUGCCAUCCAAAAAUUGUAAUAAAAAUUCGUGAAAAAUGCAAAAGUGAA